AUGUCGGCCAGUCGUGUAUUCUCUCAGCUAAAUCGCAGACUCCGUUGGAGACCUACUUGGCGAGAAGUUCGAUAUAGGCCAUUAACCAUCUUACCUUGGAUCCCAGCCGUGAUCUUCUUCAAUGACCAUGUGGGAGAACAUGUGUGGAUAAACGGUCAAUCCAUGUACCCUUUCUUGAAUCCGUCGUUCAACGAGGAUCUAUCGAAAGAUUUGUGCUGGAACAGUAGGUGGAAUCCUACGGCAAAUCUUAAGAGAGGCAUGAUAGUCUCGUACCAGAGUCCAGCCCACCCAGAAGUCCUAGUAGUGAAACGAAUCAUUGCUUUGGAAGGAGAUAUCGUAUACACACGAGCACACUGUGCAGUGCCGACCAUUCAGAUUCCCGCAAACCAUGUCUGGGUUGAAGGAGACAAUAAAGACUCGACCAAGUCGCUCGACAGCAAUACCUAUGGUCCUAUUCCAUUGAAUCUGAUCACAGGAAGACUCACACAUGUUAUAUGGCCUUGGAGAAGCCUGGGAGCAAUACACUGGGAAGAAUUCAAGGGAAGAACAAGGGUCAUUAAGGGCACGAAGGAUGCUGCGCCUGGAUGGGAUUGA
Messenger RNA from Cadophora gregata, 594 nucleotides. RefSeq lists its product as uncharacterized. The record is from RefSeq and is a predicted model, not a curated record. The transcript is spliced from 2 exons. Gene Ontology annotation, biological process: mitochondrial respiratory chain complex assembly. Lineage: Eukaryota; Fungi; Ascomycota; Leotiomycetes; Helotiales; Ploettnerulaceae. The coding region runs from base 1 to 594 and encodes 197 amino acids. Gene Ontology annotation, cellular component: mitochondrial inner membrane peptidase complex; membrane. Gene Ontology annotation, molecular function: serine-type endopeptidase activity.